Messenger RNA from Fusarium poae, 1305 nucleotides. RefSeq names its product Methyltransferase fus9 (gene FUS9). The record is from RefSeq and is a predicted model, not a curated record. Gene Ontology annotation, molecular function: S-adenosylmethionine-dependent methyltransferase activity. The coding region runs from base 1 to 1305 and encodes 434 amino acids. Gene Ontology annotation, biological process: methylation. NCBI's taxonomy places the organism in Eukaryota, Fungi, Ascomycota, Sordariomycetes, Hypocreales, Nectriaceae. The transcript has 2 exons.
AUGGAUGGAAUGCUUCAUAUUCUGAAUCUCAAGCGAAUUAACGCGGGGAACAUACAUCUCAAGUCAUUUUGGAGUCAAGAUGCGGCCAAUGAGUUUAUAGUCUGCCAGCUUGACUGGAUCCAUCAAAUCCUUCAAAGUAAGCAGAUAGGGCAACAGGUAUAUAAACUUGAUCUCCCCCUCUGUCUUGAACUUUCCAACUCGUUCAUCUCUGCAAUAAAUCUUCUCCCCUUACUAAGCAUGUCAGACAAGGCCAACCAAAACGAUGUACCCAUGCAAGGGCAAGGUGCUUAUAGCUCCCACGCUGCACUCCAGCAUCAGGCGAUGCUCAAAGCCCUGCCUCUCUUCGAGAAAGCUGCAAAGGCUGUAGCGAACCACGACGGUGACCACACAGCCGUUGUUGAGUAUGGAUCUGCCCAUGGCAACAAUUCAUUAGAACCUAUGCAAGCGAUUCUCAAAGCAACUCCUACCCGUCAAGUGGAGCUGCUGUUUAGUGAUCGUCCAGAGAAUGAUUUCAGUACUCUGUCUACCACAAUCACAUCGUGGGCCGACGCGUUGAACAAGACUCAAUUCCCCCACUCGUUAUUUUUGAGCAUGAUACCUCGCAACUUUUACCAUAAAGUUGUCCCCCCUCAAUCAGCACAUCUCGGCUUUUCACUCGCCGCCUUGCAUCACCUCGACCACGUUCCCUCUCCAACUGGCGUACAGUCGGAAGAUGAUCAGCUCCUCCGGAAGCAGGCUCAUCUCGAUCUCUCUACCUUUCUGGAACUUCGUGCACAGGAAAUCAUCUCCCGUGGCUCACUUGUUCUCUCGUUCGUCGGUCAAGCAUCUGCUGGAUACGAGAACUACAGUGGUCCUGUCGACGCGUGCCGCAAUGCCAUGAUCGAGAUGGUUCAGCAAGGGAUCAUUCCUGUUUCAGUAGCAGGAGCUUUUCGUGUCCCGACUUACAACCGAACUUUGGAUGAUGUGAGAAAGGUCCUGAGCGAGAUGAGCAGCGUGUGGGACGUCCAUGAUCUAUUCGAGGCCGACAUUACUCAUCCAGCCAUCCACGAUUUGAAGAAGAAUCAGGCUAAGGAUGAAGAUGCCAGUCGAGAGUAUGCUAGCAUCGUUAUUGAUUGGAUGAUGGCCGUUUGCUCUGGUUACUUCCUCAAGGCUCUUAAAGUUGGUAAUGAAGGUCGCUACACUGAAGAAGAAGAAAAGACACUUCUGGGUGAUUGGGUUGCUAAGACCAAGGAAUUGUUUAUUCGGGAUCACAAAGAUGAGGAGGUUGUUUGUUCAUUUGUCUAUGUUCAUUUAUCCAAGGUUUAG